CUCUGAUCGUCUCUCAGACUCGGCCUCGUCCUCAAUCACUGCUCCUGCUUCUGCUUUUACUGCUUUUUACUUUUCUUUCUUUCUUUUUUUGGAAAUGAAGGGACGCAGACGGAGCUGCUGAUGUGAAACUGAUGUGAAGCUUCCAGCACCAUGGCCGCUGUACACGUCUUUCUUUUACUGCAGUUUAUUCUCAGCUUGGUGCUGCAGAGUUCAGCAUUAAUGUCUGAUUAUAAGACGUGUGGAGACGACGCAUGCGCACGCCUGAUGUGCCGUGUCCAGGCGGUCAGAGAUCAUCACGCUCAGGACUGCAGGUUUCUCAGCUUUAAAAAAGGCGACAUGAUCGACGUUUACCACAAACUCGCACGGAAACGGAGCGACCUGUGGGCUGGAAGUACAGAUAAAGAGUUUGGUUAUUUUCCCAAAGACGCUGUGAAAAUCGAUGAAGUUUUUGUUGAUGAGAAAAAGGAAAUUGAGAUGAGUACUCAGAAAACAGACUUCUUCUGUAUGGAUGCGUUCGGGACAAUAAUCGCGAGCAGCGAAGAAUUUGACGAUUACGAGUUCGGAGAUCAAACUGCUGAGUCUGAAGAAUUAGGUAACAGUGAUUUUGAUGAUCGAGUCUCCAAAGCAUCUGAAACAAAUGACAAUGUCGAAAUGAGGCACGUUGAUAACGAUAAUAAAGACAGAGGGAAACCAGAACAAAGCGGAUCUUCCUGGAUCGGAUCUACUGUUAGCGGAUGGUUUGCUAACGAUGCUGAUGAAGCAGGAAAUGGAAAUAAAGAGCAGGAGAAGUUUAAGAGCAGAAAACUGGCCUUGGAUUUGGACCAACUGGACGAAGACCAACUGGAUGAGGUGGAGAGACAAACUAAAAUUCUCGACUGGAUUGGAGAUGGACUGACCAACACUUUUGGAUUUGGGAAAAAUGAUUUACAGGCUAACUCCAAGGAUGAAACCGAGAAUAAUGAGGAUUUGCCCAAUGAUCAGUCCAGUUACUUGCUGGGAAAUGGAAUAAAAAAUGCUUUAGGUUUUGGAAGAGGAGGAGGAGGAGACACACCACCUUCUGAAACCAAGAAACUGAGUCUGGAUGAAAAUAUGCAAAAUCUAAGGGAACAACAGGAAGCAAUGAGUCUUAAAGCGGAAGACUUGGCUGAGACGAUUACUGAAAAUAAGAAAAUUGGUGACAAGAAGGAUGCAGGAUGGUACAACAGCGUCUAUAACAGAAUCACAAACUUUUACGGAGAACCUUCUGAUAAAAGCGAAGCUAGUAAAGAUGAAGGAAAAGAGAGUUUGAGCGAUCAAGGCAUGGAUGUAGAUAAAGUCAUGAUUUCCAAGGAUGAAAAAAAUCCAGAACUGAGAUCAGAAUCAUCACAAAGAGACAGAAAUCCAGCAAACCAAGACGAGAAACAGGAAGUGAAGAUCCAGGAUCAGUCGGGUGAAACCAGUCAGCUCGGUGAAGCAUGGUAUGGAAGCGUCUAUAACAGAAUUACAGGAUUUUAUGGAGACACUCCUGAUGGAAAUGCUGGAGAUGCUCUGGAUAAGAGUGAAGUUAUUGAAAAUGGUAGAGGAGAUCCUCAAGUAACAUCUGAAACCGAAGAUGUACGGUCAAGCCGAGACGAGAAACUGGACAACACUGUUCACACUGCUGAGAAUAAUAAUGCAGGGUGGUACGACACUGUCUAUAGCAGAAUCAGUGACAUGUAUGGAGAUACGUCUGACAAAAAUGAUAUUCCUGAUGGCAUGAAAGAUGUUGAGAGCCAAGCACAGAGUGAAAACACCAAAGACACGUCAUCACCAUCCAUGUUUUCUAUGAACGGGCUCUCGGAGGUGAUUGACAGCCUGAGAUCGCCUUCUAAAGGAGCAGGAAGUGAUGAUGAAACCACGCUGAGCGAAACGAUCACAUCAGAGCCGAGUCUGACGCAGUCUCAUGUCUCCAGUGAUCAAAGUGACGUCACGAAAUUAAGCAGUGACGAUGAGGAUUCAGAACUGACUGAAAAGGAAAACACUGAUAACAUUACAGACAUUGACCAAAGCCAGGAUACAUCACAGUCCAUAUUUUCCGUCAAUCGCCUAUCGAUGAUGAUUAACAGCCUAAAAUCACCAUUUAAACCCCACGAUGCUGGAGAUAAAGAAGAAAGUGAUGGAGAAAAGACUUCAGAUACAGGUAAGGAGGGACAGAAUGAUAAUGAUGACGAAAGUGAUAAUGAUGAUGAGCUUAGUGUUAGACUGACGGAUGGGAUUAGUGAAAUAUCGACUCAAAGAGCUGCUUUGGGUAGCGAACAAGAAGAAGAAGAAGAAGUUGUGCAGGAAGUUAACAUAGCUGAGGCCCAAAUAAACACUGUAGAAAGUUCAUUAGACUGUAAUAAGCAGGAUAUGGGUGGUGAUGGUGAAAAGAUCUCCACAGAUAUUAGUACAAAUUUUAUUGAUAUACAUGCGGAUAUAGAUGAGUUCAAUGAUCAUUCUGACUCAGGUUCAGCUCAUCUGUCCAUGGGCCAAAGUAAGAACAUGACGUCAGUGCUUAAUACUGAUGAGACUGAGACACUAACAGAGGAACCGGGCUGGACUGAGUUAGCCCAACAUGCUUCAGACACAUCAAAAAGCCGUGAAGGUGACGCAAGUACAAGUGAUGAUAAUAAAAGCAUUCCUGAGAAAGAUCAAUUUACAGAUAUUCCUGGUGAAGAAGAGCCACAGUCUGAGAGUGAGACCGGGUCAGAUUCAGGUCUUCAGGUCAGGACAGAUGUUCUAGAGAACAACUCUGAGACUGUAGAUGAAACUGAUGAAGCUCAGGAUGAAGGUGAAGCAGCAGACAUGUUACCUGAGACAGAAGAGGCAGAUAUGAAGGUGCGGAGUAGUGAGACUGCGCAAACCAUCCAUACGGCGUCUAAUGAUGAGAAACAUGGUGUAGAUGUUACUCAGAUGGAGUAUGGUAGAGAAAAGGAAAGUGGUGAUGCUACUCAAAUAAAGUAUAGUGGCGAAAACAAAAGUGUGAACAUUACUCUAAUGGAGUAUGAUGAAGAAAGAGAAGGUGAUGACAUUAUUGAAAUGGACCAUCGUGGAAAAAAAGAAGGUGAUGACAUUAAAGGAAUAGAGUCUGCUGGAGAAAAAGAAGGUGGAGUUACUCAAAUGGGGUAUUCUGGUGGACAAGAAGAUGUAGAUGUUGCUCAAAUGGAGUCUGAUGGAGAAAAAGAAGACAUAAAUGCUACUCAAAUGGAAACUGAUGGAGAAAAGGAAAGUUUAAAGAUUACUCAAAUGGAGUCUGGUGGAGAAAAGGAAGGUGGAGCUACUCAAAUGGAGUAUUCUGGAGAACAAGAAGAUGUUGCUCAAAUGGAGUCUGAUGGAGAAAAAGAAGACAUAAAUGCUACUCAAAUGGAAACUGAUGGAGAAAAGGAAAGUUUAAAGAUUACUCAAAUGGAGUCUGGUGAAGAAAAGGAAGGUGGAGCUACUCAAAUGGAGUAUUCUGGAGAACAAGAAGAUGUAGAUGUUGCUCAAAUGGAGUCUGAUGGAGAAAAAGAAGACAUAAAUGCUACUCAAAUGGAAACUGAUGGAGAAAAGGAAAGUUUAAAGAUUAAUCAAAUGGAGUCUGGUGGAGAAAAGGAAGGUGGAGUUACUCAAAUGGAGUAUUCUGGAGGACAAGAAGAUGUAAAUGAUGCUCAAAUGGAGUCUGGUGGAGAAAAAGAAAGUAUAGACAUAAUUCAAUGUCAAAAAAAUGUAGUAGACGCUGGUGAAGACAGCAAAAGUGGUGAGGUUACUCAAGUGGAGUAUGCUGGAGGACAAGAAGGUGUAGACAUUACUCACACUGAGACUGAUGGAGAAAAAGGAGGUGAUAUUACUCAAGCAGCAUCUGAUGGAGAAAAAGAGGGCGUAGACCUUAUUCAGAAAGAAGAGCUGAGUUUACGCUCUGCUCAUGGUUUAGAAAACACUCACAGCAUCUCUGAGAACAAACAGAACCUGGAGAUUGAUCCUGAUGACUCCAGAGAGACUGAGAAACGUGAAAGUGCUGUGGUAAAGCAAGCUGAAAUCACACCAAAGAACAUACAAGAUAAACCUCCAUCAAAAGACGGCUCUGAGACUGAGGUUUCCAGUACGUCUGAUGGAGAUCAAAAUGAUCAUGUCAGCAAACAAAAUGGAGAUAAAAUGGUGGAUGUUAAACACCAAAUAACACCUACAUCAGCUCAGACACACAAACGUAUAUAUCCCAACUUACAAUCUCAUCUCAGUGAGGAGAACAUACAGGAUCUUCUGAAGUUCUUCCAUGGAGAAAUGUUAUCAUGGCUGGAUUUCAACAUCGGACACUCUGACUAUAUUAACAAUAAAGAGCUCGCUGAGCUUCAAGACUUCGAACAAACACUGGAACAUCUUCUGAAAACCAGAAAUCAAGAAAUCAAGCCAUCGCUACAAACCAUACACACUGUCUUAGCGAUGCUAAGAAAGAAGUUUAUACCCGUGCUAGCAGAUGGCAGUGUAGAUAAAAGCUCAGAUCCGAGUCAGACUGAGUGUGUCAAUGAAAAGUGUGUGAGUACAACUGAGAACAGACCAAUCUCUGAGCAAGACACGGGAAAGGACAUCAUCAUGGACAACAACAUGGACAACAGCUUCAGUAUAAAUGACUCGGACAGCUUAAUCAGUAAAUCACUCUCUAAUGACCAAGAAGUCGUCACUGACAAGAGUCGAAUAUUAGACGCAUUCGAGUCUGACCAGAAAACUGCUCCUCAGACGGACACCAACAUUAUCACUGAAGAGUUUCUGGAACCUGAAGAAUCCCAAAACGAAGGACUUCUGCACCCAUACACGGCUCUUGUUGCUGAAUUCACAAGCGGUGCGUUGGCGUUCGUGGUGAAGGAGAGUGCACAGGUGAACCACGUCAUCCAUGAGGUCGUGAUGUCACUUCCUGACGAUAUCCGACCCGGUCCUGAUCUUUACGGGUUGCCGUGGGAAGCCGUGAUCUUCACCGCCACGAUAGGCUUAUUCACCUUCCUGCUCUUCACCUGCAGAUUCAUCCAGGCAAUUAAGAGCAGAUUAUACUGCAGUAAAGAGAGGAGGAUGGGGCAGAAAGUGGCAGAGCUUCUGGAGGAGAAGUGUAAGGUUCUGGAGACGCUCAGUGAGUGCGAACACAAGUUUAAGAAGCUGGAGACUGUGCUGCAGAAUGGUGGACUUUCAGCUCAGGAUUCAGAGAGAGAGGAUUUGGAGGCCAUGUCGAAGAAGCUGGAGGAGGCGAAUGCGCAGAUGAUGAGUGAUAUGGAGAAAAUGCAGGAGGAGCUCAACACGCAGGACCAGCUCAGGAAACAGCAGGAAGAGCAGCUCACAAAACUGGAAGAGAUGUUAAAAAAACUAGAGGAGGAGGCCGGGGAGCGCAAAUCUCAACUAGAACAGGAUAAAAUGACUCUGAAAAUCCACGAGAUGAACACCGAGAGACUGCAGAAGAAACUCCAGGAGGCUAAAGAGGAGAACAGCAUGCUCCUGGAGAGCAGAGCACAGCUGGAGCAGGAGGCAGAGGGAUGGAAGGAGAGACUGAGUGAGCUGGAGGAAGAGAAGAGGAUGAGUGAGACUUCACACAAUGGAAUGAUGGAGAACUGCGUGAAUAAAGACGAGCGCAUAAAGUCUCUAACAGAGUGUCUGCUGAAGAUGAGAGAUUGGGACUCGGAGGAGGAGAGCGCUGUGAACGACACGAGUGGAUCAGAGAACAGAAACUCUUCAGAUUUCAGGCAGAAACAGAAAGUGCAGAAACUGAUCACUGCAGCAAAGAUGAGUGCAGACUUGAAGGCCAUGGAGGAGGACAAGGAGCGAGUGUUCGCCAAACUCACAGAUGAAAUCAAAGCCAAAGAAGAUCUUCAAGAGGGUAUUGAACAGCUGCAGCGUGAGAAAGAGUCUCUGGAGUCGGAGAGCUCCAUGUACUCCAGUGAAAUCGAGAAACUCCAGCACAAACUGCAGAUCAUGUCUGAGAUGUACCAGGAGAAGGAACUCAAACUGCACAGGAUGUUAACGGUGGAGGAGAAGGAGCGCUCACAGAAAGAGGAGCAGCUCAACAAAGCUGGGAAGAAGAUCAGCCUGGCUACAGAUGAACUGAACUCUUAUAGACAACGAUCCAAAGAGCUGGAGGAGGAGCUGGAGAAGACCAAUCAAGCCUACAGAAACCAGAUUGCUGCACAUGAGAAAAAGGCUCAUGAUAACUGGCUGGCUGCCCGAGCUGCAGAUCGAGACCUCGCUGACGUGAAGAGAGAGAACUCAGUGCUGCGCCAGAGAUUAACAGACUGGCAGUUUAAACUGGAGCUGAUGGAGAAAAAUCCACAGACUCGUGCACCGCUGUUUAGAGGUGAAAGAUCUCCGUUCGGGCCGUCUCCACUCGGUCGCCCCCCCUCUGAAACUCGGCCCUUCCUGUCCCCCCCGACGCUGAUGGACGGGCCUCCCAGAGUCUCUCCACAGUUUCCCAUGAUGCCCGGCGGCAGAGCUCCUCCUGGUGGUGUGGAAGGUGACAGGAGUGCUUCUUACUCUGAAAGUGGCUCCCCCACAUGGGAAAGAGAGAGAGAGAGAGAAAGAGAGAGAGAGCGCAGGAGUCUCGGCCCACCAGGUCCAGAUCCAGGACUCGUGUACAGAAGACCUCUCUCAGCCCCGUUCCUGCGAGCGCCGCUUCCUCCUGAAGCGUACUACAACGAGAAAUCUGAUUCACCGUUCGGGGGAGACGGUGCUGGGUUUAGAGAAAACGGGAUCCGAGAUAAUGGCCGCUCGAUGCCCGGUGCUGAUAUAAGGGCAGGGCCUCUUCCUCCUCCUCCUUUUCCUCCAAUGGACCCCCGAGACCCUCAUUUCCCUCGUCGAGGUUUUCGUCCCGACUUCUUCCCUCCUCCUCCUCUGGCCAUGCGAGGACCUCCUCCUCCUCUUCCUCCUGGAGUUUUUCCCAGAAUUCCGCUGCCUCCCCACAUGGCAUUUCCACCAAUGAGACCUCUGGCUGAUCAUGUUUCACCCGAACCUCCAUCCAGACCUUCACCUCCAGGCAGUGAGCAGCCGCCUGAGCAACCUCCAUCUGCACACGACGUCAUCUGAUCCCUUCAGCUCCAUCCCUCCAUUUAUCUCCUUCUAUCCUGUCUCCAUCCUUUCCCUAACAAGUGUGUAUCAUCUCAAUGUCACACAGCGAGGAGAGGAGUGUGUAUAGCAUGCAAUGACUUCUGGGUAAUUUCCGCUGAUAUCAACUCGAUCUCUCAAUACUAAAUAUGCUCACUAGACUGCGACAUGGGAUUCAACCAGAAUCUGGAAGUGAACAAAGGUGCAUUGUGUCACUUCCUGUUCCUUUUAUUCAAGGGCUGACUUUGUUGUCAUGUCGUCACAUUACUUUAUUGAAAUUUUUUACUGUAAUAAAGAAUUGCCACUGGGAUGAAGCUAUUUAAAAAGAUCUCGUUUCUGGUACACGGCCACGCGCUUUCUCCUGUGUGCUGACGGUGUAGAUAUGGAGUACAUGUUUGUCUUUUAUGAAACAACAUUGGACUCACAGGUCUUCAUGUUUGUUGUAGUCAUAUUUAAUAAUUUUUACUUAUAAAUAAUUAGCUGAAGAUGAUGUGUAAAUACAGCACUUGUAUCAAUACAGUAUUGUGAAUAAUGUGUACAUACACAGAAUGUAGUGAAUUUUGAGAAACAUGAUGUGACAGUGCAGAAACGUCCCUGUAGUUUGCAUAUUUAUAGAGUGGAUACUUUAUCACAGAAAUGCAAACGAGAACAUUAAUAAAAAUUGUCCUUCUAUGAA
This is a messenger RNA of Pangasianodon hypophthalmus (striped catfish), 7723 nucleotides long. It is a transcript of the gene mia2, whose product is annotated as CTAGE family, member 5. The transcript is spliced from 29 exons. The record is from RefSeq and is a predicted model, not a curated record. The coding region runs from base 151 to 7029 and encodes 2292 amino acids. Gene Ontology annotation, biological process: vesicle cargo loading; protein secretion; endoplasmic reticulum to Golgi vesicle-mediated transport. Gene Ontology annotation, cellular component: endoplasmic reticulum membrane; endoplasmic reticulum exit site. Lineage: Eukaryota; Metazoa; Chordata; Actinopteri; Siluriformes; Pangasiidae. Gene Ontology annotation, molecular function: protein binding.